AUGGCAAGAAUAUCAUGCAAGUUAAUUGUUGGCGGGCGAGUUAGCUGUAGAGCAUCGGUAUUACUAAAGGAAAUAAUUGAACAAAAUUUACAAGAACGUAAAAGAAAUUUGAAAAACCUACGUCUUUAUGGCACAAUUGUUGGAGAGCUAACUGCAGAAAGACGCCGAAAAUAUCAAGUUCGUUUUGAAGAAAUUGGAAAUAUUACUGUAGAUGUUCUUGCAGGUAAUCUAAAGUAUGAAAAACAAGCCACUCCAAAUAGAGAAGAAUUAGUUACAGAAUCGUCAUUGACUUUACCAGCUUACGAAGAUAUUUCUUAUAGUAGUGAUGAUAGUGAAAAUGACUUAGAAGAAAACAAUGAUAGAAAUGACAUGGAUGUAAUUGACCUUAGUGUUACGAUAAACUGGCGUGAGCAACAAAUAACUAUUGACCAACGUGCAAUUCAUCUUGCAUACAACCAAGAUUGCAAAAUUAAUAUUCCAUCAGUAAGUUUGGCUUCGCCAUAUGAAUUAUUUCACCAAUAUCUUCCACUAGAUUAUAUUGAACAGUUUGUAAUUAAUUCUAUUAAUAAACGUAGAAGAGUUACUUCAAAUUGGACAAAUAUAACUAUUAAUAAAUAUAUGAGAUGGUUAGGCUUAUGGGUGUUAAUGUCCGUUUUUCCAGUUGCUGAUCGUCAUUUUUAUUGGAGAACAAAUCAAGAACAGACACAGCCUAUACCAUUAUUCAAUUUUCAACGUUGGAUGAGUCGUUCACGAUUUGAACAAAUAGUGUUAUACUAUACUUUAAUAAUGCCAAGUGAAUUAGAAACUCCGGAUCUUAAUAAUCCUUUAUAUUCUGUUCGCAGUUUUAUUAACAAUUUUAAUAACAACCUAGUUGAAGCUAUAAAGCCUGAAAAUACUUUAUGUGUUGACGAAUCCAUGAAUUCAUGGUUAG
Molecule: messenger RNA, 931 nt
Organism: Racocetra fulgida
Lineage: Eukaryota; Fungi; Glomeromycota; Glomeromycetes; Diversisporales; Gigasporaceae
Source: the annotation of a GenBank genome assembly